This is a messenger RNA of Aspergillus wentii DTO 134E9, 2026 nucleotides long. RefSeq lists its product as uncharacterized. The record is from RefSeq and is a predicted model, not a curated record. The transcript is spliced from 5 exons. Gene Ontology annotation, cellular component: nucleus. Gene Ontology annotation, molecular function: RNA polymerase II cis-regulatory region sequence-specific DNA binding; DNA-binding transcription activator activity, RNA polymerase II-specific. Lineage: Eukaryota; Fungi; Ascomycota; Eurotiomycetes; Eurotiales; Aspergillaceae. Gene Ontology annotation, biological process: regulation of transcription by RNA polymerase II. Bases 79 to 1947 code for a protein of 622 amino acids.
GUAACUUCUCCCGAAUCUUAACUGUUGGCCAGAGCUUUACGUCAUUUCCCGAUGUUUUGCAACAGACAGAAGACGAAAAUGGACGACAUGCUCGUCAACCAGUUCAAACAGCAGUUUUCUGGGAUUUUCCUGUCGAACGUGAAUAGUGGGCGGGCUCCCAUCCAUCCAGAACCGUUCGACGUGGCUUGCUUUGGCGAUGAUUUCCUGGGCCUUGAUGAUUCCAGUGGAAGUAUGUACAACGGCUUGCACUUUUCGUCGUCGAUGGAGAGCACUGAUUCCGUUUUCCCAUUCGGCAACCAGCUUGGCGGCCAAAUGGACAACGUGUUUGCCUCCGACGGAAUCAAUCCCCUCAAGGAUCCUCUCCGCCAGAACACUGCCAACCUCGAUCACGUCCGACCAAAACCAUUUCUCACCCCGCAUUCUCAGGCCCAGAAUGCCGCCUCCAUGCCAUUUCCACCGCCACAUGCCGACGUCCAGCACACUUUCUUCGGCGGAAUCUCCUCCAGCUCCAAGCAAGACUCCAACUCGCCCUUCACCGCCCAGACGGCAGAAUCCUCGCCGCACGGCGACGAGGAAACCCUGGCUAACGAGAGAUUCUGGUUUCCGGCUGUUUUGGAUGUACCCACCGCCAUGGUCAAGCAUGAGACGGAGCCGCCAGUGACGUAUUUGAAUAGGGGACAGAUCUACCAUCUGUCCGUGGUGGAUUCCGCUCGACAGCCAACAAGCACGCAACCGGUUACAUACAGGACGACACUCUGGAUUUCGUUUGAGGACGAGCAACGACCGAAGGCGUCUGCGUGUUGGCAGUUAUGGAAGGAAACGCGGGGAUGGAAAGAGGCACAGCAACGGGAGGCAAAGCUACAGGCACUUGAAUUUGUCGAUCUCACGACGGGGCGAAGUAAAGAGCAGCAAUAUCCGCGUGCGCAGUUGGAGAGUGCCACGUUCGACGGGUUCUCUGUUACCUGGACUGCUGAUCCGACCAUGGGACCCGGAUGCUCAAUACCAAUCCGAUGCAACUUUCUCUCCACCGACUUUAUAUUAACCAAGGGGACGAAGGGAAUCUCAGUCCGACUAUGCGCAAAAACCGAAACACUCUCGUCCGACCCCGCAGUGGAGAAUAAAGCCGAGAUAACCUACUGCAAAGUGAAGCUCUUCCGAGACCACGGGGCGGAGCGGAAGAUUUCCAACGAUAUCGCACACGUUCGAAAAAAGAUCGAAAAGGCCGAACAGCAAAUGGCCCUUGCUGAAAAGGGCAAUCGAAAGCGAAAACGCACCGGGACGUUGAUGAACUCGAGCGAUGAAGAUAAAAGCGAUCCGCAAUCUGAUCUGAAGAGGAUGCAAACAAUGCUUUCCUCUUCGAAACCAGUGACGCUUCUCUCAUUGGAGGGUGAGGAUGAUAUGGGCUUCAUUCCCCAGCCAUCAGAUGAGCCGGUCGAUAUCAGAAGUGAAUCAUCUGGAUCACGCCAGGCUGGUGUCCUCGAUUCGAUCGAACCAUCGCAAUAUUCAAGUCGACAAGCAGACCACGACGAGGAUAGCUCUGGAUAUCUCAGCUCCCAAUCUAGUCUACGAGAUCGAUCAUUCACUUCUUCCGAUUCAUUGGAACGGUUACGCACAAACAACUACCGAACAUGUUCUACAGUCGGGACGUCACAAUCUCCAUCGCGAUCGAUCGCAUGUCUCUACGUCCUCUUCCACCAAUCCAACGAAAUAUACUAUCGAGCCAUCUACCUUAACCAACGAACUGUGCAAGACCUAGUAAAGAGGGUCUGCGAAAAACAACUCCGCAACCCUGAUUCCAUAUCCCGUGUGGUUCGUGUCAAGCCCGAUGGGAUACAAGUCCUGGUAGACGACGAGGCUGUGGAACAGAUUCUGGAAGGCCAGGAUAUGCUGGUUGAGUUUGGCACUGUGGAACAGGAGCCGACGACGGAGAUACGACUGCUUUAUUAAUGACGAUAGAAUUUGUAUAUAGACCAUCUUUGUAUAUAAUUUAGAGUAACGGGUUAUGAGUGCUAAUGAUAUAUAAUAA